AAGAAUAGUUGAUUGCGGCGGGCAAGUGCAACGUUUUGCAAAAUAAUUAAACAUUUUCAGUUUUGCCUUCCAACAGUUUCAAUAGAGCACUCGGUACAUAAUGGCCUGCAAAGGAUGCGGAACUAACUGUCAGUGCUCGGCACAAAAGUGCGGCAACAAUUGUACCUGCAACACAGACUGCAAGUGUGUGUGCAAAAAUGGACCCAAGGAGCAAUGUUGCAGCAGUAGCAAAUAAUCAGCAAUUUCUGGACUCUGACAGCAUGAAUGGAUCAAGCAGAAAUCGUUGUGGAAAAAAGAGAAUGAAAUAUGAAUUAAAUAUUUGCAUUUGACGUCGAGAGAAAUUGAUAAAUAAAUUCAAAAAGCAACCAAAAUUUUUAGCUUGGACAUCAAGUAAAGUUGACUUCUCCAUUUCGUAUUUAUGCUAAAAAUUGCCACAUUUCACAUUGAUGUAGUCCAGAGCA
Molecule: messenger RNA, 461 nt
Organism: Drosophila nasuta
Lineage: Eukaryota; Metazoa; Arthropoda; Insecta; Diptera; Drosophilidae
Product: metallothionein-2
Exons: 2
Coding region: 101-235 (44 amino acids)
Molecular function (GO): metal ion binding
Source: RefSeq, a predicted model, not a curated record